ACACCCUACCUGCCCACGCACACGCAACAUGCCCAUCCCAAUAUACCCAUUCCACGUCCGGGAGGGUUCCGAGCGGCAGGAGGAUGUCAAGCACGUGGCUAAAUCUGUGAUGAAAGGCGCCUGGUUGGACUACCCCACCGAGGACAUCGUCGUCACCACCAUAGGCGGGGGUAUCACCAAUUUACUCUUCAAACUACAGGGACCCCCGGCAGAGGCCGCUAUCCUAGUGCGAAUUUUCGGGAAAGACACAGACGUGUUAAUCGACAGGGAGAGGGAUAACGCCCUUUUCGACGAGCUCGCGAGCAUGAAGUACGCGCCGCCUUUUCACGGACGGUUCAGCAACGGUCGAAUAGAAGGUUUCUUGCCGGCCCGAGCCCUCGAGCCCCAAGAGCUGUCGAAUCGAUCGCCGGUCGACUUUGUGUCGCUCAUCGCGCGAGAAAUGGGCCGAUUACAUGGCCUACAGGUCGCCAACGCUGGGCCGCCUGGGGAGGCCGAGAUAUGGCAAGUGCUGCCCAAGUGGCUGCAACUGGCGAAGGGCUUGACUUUCGAGGACGAAUCCAAGGCGGCUGCCAUCAAGGCCCUGGACCUCGACUGGGUCUGCGAGGAGGUGGAGUGGCUGAGGCAGAAGCUGUGCCGAGAGCCCGACGGUGCCGACAGCGGUGCUUCGGCGACCAGGGUUAGCUCCGCAGCUGAGAAGCGCGCGAAUCGAUUUUUGUCGGAGGUUGUGCUGUGCCACAACGAUCUUUUGAGUGGGAACGUGCUGCACGCGGACGGUUGGGACCGGGUGCAGGUAAUCGACUUCGAGUACUCCGGGUACAACCCUCGGGCUUUCGACAUUGCCAACCAUUUUUGUGAGCACGCCGGAUUCGACUCGAACUUUGAGAAGUCGUACCCGACGGCAGACACGCAAGCGGCCUUCUUGACGGCCUAUGUGCGGGCCGUGACGACUCCCGAACCCAGCACUGACAUGCCGGGUGAGGCGGACGAGACAACGGAGGAGGAAAGCACGGACGCAUCGACGGACUCCCCACGUUCAGACGAAGAGAGUUACGUCGAGGCGUUACGCACAGAAGUGAACCGGUGGGCACUGCCCUCGCACCUCUGGUGGUCACUGUGGGCGGUCGUGCAGGCCCGGUACUCCCCUAUCGAGUUUGACUUCAUGGACUAUGCCCGCCUCAGGCUAGCGGGUUACCGACUUCACAAGAAGUCGUUUUUUGGGAUUGAAGGGGAAAGGCCCGCUGAAGAUUUCUUCGAGUUCAGGGGGCAGAAGCCCUCCUAG
This is a messenger RNA of Ectocarpus siliculosus, 1279 nucleotides long. NCBI's taxonomy places the organism in Eukaryota, Phaeophyceae, Ectocarpales, Ectocarpaceae. The record is from the annotation of a GenBank genome assembly.